AUGACUCUCCACCAGUACGAUUACAUUUUUGCCAUUGGGACCAUCUUUGCGUUCCUAGAUGCGUGGAAUAUCGGUGCCAAUGAUGUUGCCAACUCUUGGGCAAACGCUGUGGCGUCCCGCUCGGUCUCAUAUAUCCAAGCCAUGCUGAUUGCCUCUGUCAUGGAGUUUACCGGUGCCACGGCCGUGGGAGCGCGUGUCGCCGACACCAUUCGCACCAAAAUUGUCGACACAACACUCUACCGCGAUGACCCGGCUAUCCUCAUGCUCGGCAUGUGCUGCGCCGUCAUCGGCUCGUCGUGCUUCCUCACCAUGGCCACCAAGCUCGGCUUGCCCAUCUCCACUACCCACUCAAUCCUGGGCGGUGUUCUCGGCAUGGGAGUAGCCACUGUCGGGGCCGGCGGCGUCCUUUGGGUCGGCAAGGGCAGCGGUACCGAUAAGAUCACCGGUGGCGUCGUUCAGGUCUUCCUUGGAUGGAUCAUCUCGCCAAUCCUCGCCGGCGUCAUUGCUGCGGCGCUCUUCCUGCUAAGCAAAUAUGCAGUCCUUGUCCGGAAAAACCCCGCCCUGCGGGGUCUGACACUCGUACCCGUCUUCUUCAGCGUUACUGCCAUGCUCAUUACCAUGUUGCUCGUUUGGAAGGGUGGCUCAUACAAGGUUAAUCUCCCCGAUGAAGCCAUCCCUGGAGUGAUUGUUGGCGUUGGCAUCGCCUUUGGGAUUCUUACCGCCAUCUUCUUGGUACCCUGGCUCUACAGGUACAUUGUCUUGGGUGACUGGCAGCUGCGCUGGUACCACAUGUUCCAGGGGCCUCUUGUCCUCCGUCGCGGCGAGAUCCCUCCUACACCUGCGGGCUUCAAGGGUCUCGUUCGCGACUUUUACGAAGGGCGACUCACAAAGGAGCAGCUCGACGCCAAGCGCACUGCCGAGGUUGCAUCCGGUGGCUCCCCGGGACAGGAUGAUCUCAUCACCAAUAGCGCUGAGAAGGGCAUCUUUUCGUCAGAGGCUCAGAGCGCCCCGAUUAAGGGCGAUUCGUCCGACGCGGGUGUGGUUGUGGAUGAACCGGCCCAGAUCAAGUCGCUUGUCGGUCCCAAACCCGAGGGCCUCCCAUGGCACCACAAGUCCAUGCUCUGGUGGUAUUUCAAGUUUGCCCUUUUCCACGGCGUCGAUAAGGAUGUCGUCAACUCUCAAAACGAGAAGAGCGCCCUUGGCGGAGACGUCGAGGAGAUGCACACGCGUGCCGAGCGGUACGACAACAAGGCCGAGUUUCUUUUUACCUUUAUGCAAGUGUCGACGAAUGCGGCGAUGGCGUUCACCCAUGGUGCUAACGACGUUUCUAACUGCAUCGGCCCCUACAGCGCCAUCUACCAGAUCUGGAAGGAAGGCCGCCUCCCCGCCGACGGCAAAUCUCCCGUCCCCCUCUGGAUUCUCUUCUUCGGAGGCGUCGGAAUUAUUGUGGGCCUCUGGACAUACGGCUAUAACGUGAUGCGUAAUUUGGGCAAUCGAUUGACGCUUCAGUCGCCGUCUCGUGGGUUUUCUGUUUCGCUGGGUUCCGUGGCGACUGUGAUUCUCGCGACGCGGCUCAAGUUGCCUGUUUCGACGACACAGUGCAUCACGGGCGCCACGGUGGGAGUUGGCUUAUGUAAUGGCGAGUGGCGUGCUGUCAACUGGCGAAUGGUGGCUUGGAUCUACUUUGGUUGGUUCAUCACUUUACCCGUGACGGGGAUCAUCUCGGGGUGCCUCAUGGGCAUUAUUAUCAACGCUCCCAGGUGGGGCAUGGGUAAUGCAUGA
Messenger RNA from Scedosporium apiospermum, 1782 nucleotides. Its product is annotated as Phosphate-repressible phosphate permease. The transcript has 3 exons. The record is from RefSeq and is a predicted model, not a curated record. The coding region runs from base 1 to 1782 and encodes 593 amino acids. Gene Ontology annotation, cellular component: membrane. Lineage: Eukaryota; Fungi; Ascomycota; Sordariomycetes; Microascales; Microascaceae. Gene Ontology annotation, biological process: phosphate ion transmembrane transport.